This is a messenger RNA of Thyridium curvatum, 1167 nucleotides long. RefSeq lists its product as uncharacterized. Gene Ontology annotation, cellular component: cytoplasm; transcription elongation factor complex; elongator holoenzyme complex. Gene Ontology annotation, biological process: tRNA wobble uridine modification. The transcript is spliced from 2 exons. The coding region runs from base 1 to 1167 and encodes 388 amino acids. The record is from RefSeq and is a predicted model, not a curated record. NCBI's taxonomy places the organism in Eukaryota, Fungi, Ascomycota, Sordariomycetes, Thyridiales, Thyridiaceae.
AUGUCCUUUCGAAAGCGGAACACAGUCAUAUCUGCGCCGGCCGUCUCACCGCAGGCCUCCACCAGAGCGGAGAGACAGUCUGCUCCAGGGACUCGCCCAUCACCACUCGAUGGCCGACUUACGACUUCGACCGGCACUGCGUCGUUGGACACUCUCCUCGCCGGGCAUGCCGGCCUCCCUCUUGGAUCCUCUGUACUCAUAGAAGAGCAAGGCACCACAGACUUCGCCGGCGUCCUGCUCAAGUAUUAUGCUGCAGAGGGUCUUGUUCAAGGGCAUCAUGUUCAUGUCCUUGGAUAUGGCAGCAACUGGAAGCAUGAGCUUCCGGCGAUUUCGACUGGCAAAACAUCUUCAAAUGUGUCCAGACGUAUCGACUCGGCGUCGGAAGACAGGAUGAAAAUUGCGUGGAGAUACGAGACACUCGGAAACAGAACUACGCCCAAUGCUAGCCUGCCCAUCAGAGAGAAAGAGGGCACUUCUACAGACAUCUUUUGCCAUCAGUUUGACUUGAGCAAACGUUUGAGCCCAUCCUCUAUCAAAGGGACUUUGACUGCUAGUCCCUCCUCAGCUCCCUUGGGCUCGAACUUUGAGCCAUCGAAAGCCGCAUCUCCCCUGAAAUCAUUCAUCAAGAGUGUGCAGACAAAUUUGACAUCAUCACCGCCGGGUUCAAUCCAUCGCGUUGUCGUCCCUAGCUUCCUUUCACCAACACUCUAUGGUGGUGGUUCUUGCUGCCCAUCUGAGGUGUUGCAGUUCUUGCACGGCCUGAGAGGCCUGCUGAGGCAGCACUCGGGGCAGUUGACUGCGAUGUUGUCUUUGCCCACGUCAUUGUAUCCACGCCAUACCGGCCUCACCCGCUGGAUCGAGCUUCUCUGCGACGGAACAGUCGAGCUCAUCCCCUUACCAAGCGGACCCCCAUCUGCAUCAGUCCCUAAGCCGGGAUCGAAGGAGACAGACAGGGCACAAGGCAUGGUCAAGGUGUAUGCACUUCCCAUCUACCACGAGAAAGGCGGCGGCGGAGCUGAAGGGAAUUACUUCCGAGAGAACCUGUCGUUUCUCCUCAGCGGAUCCCGAGGAUUGGUCAUUCAGCCAUACAGUCUCCCGCCCCUCGAGGAAGAGGACAACAAGGAACAAUCUCCAGCCAGCACAGUCAAAGAUGGCAUUGACUUCUAG